GAUUACGUAACAGCAAUAGAUCAACUUCCAGACGUGGACUUGCCCCUAGAUUUGGGGCUACCGGCAAACAUUGGAAAGACGGCCCAACAAACGGCGGCUGCAGUUGCUCUGGGACAACUGAGGGAGUUGCAGAGGAACAUAGAUCAUACGGCCUUAUGCGAUCGCACGCUAUGGUCUAAAGAAUUGAGUCCUGUACUGAUUUUGUGGAAGAAGUUAAACCACGAGGGCUCCCUGCUGCCCAAUAAAGAUACCAAAAUCAGAGCCAUCUUAACGAAGAUAGAGGAAAAGUCUCUAAAGGAUCCCCAGGAGUCUCCGGUUCUUUCUUUCCUUCACCGUGAAAUGUCGGACACACUGGCUCUCAUAUCAACUAUCCACCAGCAUCUGGGCAGCAUCUCGAAACUCCUUCGUGGCACACAUGCGCUGACCCCAGGCGUGGAUGUUAUCAUCCAGUCUCUUCUACGUGGAGAAACGCCAGCGUCUUGGCUCGAUUGCUGGUCCGCUGGUCCCGAGGACUACUUAAACUUCCUUAAUGUCCUGAUGCGAAAGGCCUCAGCUCUCCAGAAAUGGGUAACGCGCAGUGAAAUAUGCGUACCAUUUAUAUCCCCGGAGACUGCUUUCGAUCUUGCCGAUCUAUUGAACCCGGCAAUCUUUUUAAACGCGGUCAGACAGCAGACGGCUCGUCAGAGCAAGGUACCCAUCGACGAGCUCAAACUCGUUUCAAAAUGGCCGUCUAGUAAGCUGUCUCAGGGAACUGUUAGUGUACAGGCUUUGCGAAUAACCGGACUCCAGCUUGAGGGUGCUUGCUUCGAAGGAGGAAAACUGGCAGACUGCAAAAUCACCUCUCCCACUAUAACGGAACUGCCCGAACUUAUUCUAGAAUGGACUCCGAAGACGAACUCUGAUCCGCUGUCUGCGGAGGACAGUAUAAAUCUACCUGUCUACUUUGAUUCCAGGAGGUGCAAUCUGGUGACAAAGAUAAAGGUGCCCUGUCAAACGGGCAGUCAGCAGACCUGGAUCCAAAAUGGCGUUGCUUUGUUUGUGCGAUCGUUUUGA
Messenger RNA from Dibothriocephalus latus, 1053 nucleotides. NCBI's taxonomy places the organism in Eukaryota, Metazoa, Platyhelminthes, Cestoda, Diphyllobothriidea, Diphyllobothriidae. The record is from the annotation of a GenBank genome assembly.